Molecule: messenger RNA, 2124 nt
Organism: Myotis myotis
Lineage: Eukaryota; Metazoa; Chordata; Mammalia; Chiroptera; Vespertilionidae
Gene: PHYKPL
Product: 5-phosphohydroxy-L-lysine phospho-lyase
Exons: 11
Coding region: 56-1645 (529 amino acids)
Cellular component (GO): mitochondrion
Molecular function (GO): transaminase activity; pyridoxal phosphate binding
Source: RefSeq, a predicted model, not a curated record
GCGAGGGAGGGGGCGGCGCCGUCCCGCGCUCCUCUCCGCGCACCCGCCCGGCGUCAUGGCCGCGGACCCGGCCCCGCACGGGAAGGCUGCGACGCUGGCGCGGAGGCGGCGGCUGCUCAGCUCUUCCUGCAGACUCUUUUUUCCUGAGGACCCUAUUAAGAUUGUCCGGGGCCAAGGGCAGUACAUGUAUGAUGAACAGGGAGCAGAAUACAUCGAUUGCAUCAACAAUGUGGCUCACGUUGGGCACUGCCACCCUCUCGUGGUCCAAGCAGCACAUGAACAGAACCAGGUGCUCAACACCAACAGUCGAUACCUGCACGACAACAUCUUGGAUUUCGCACAAAAGCUGUCGGAGACCCUGCCAGAGGAACUCUGUGUGUUUUAUUUCCUGAAUUCUGGGUCGGAGGCCAAUGACCUAGCCCUGAGGCUGGCCCGCCAGUACACAGGACACUGGGACGUGGUGGUAUUAGACCAUGCUUAUCACGGUCACCUGAGCUCCCUGAUCGACAUCAGCCCCUACAAGUUCCGGGACCUGGAUGGCCAGAAGGAGUGGGUCCAUGUGGCACCUCUCCCAGACACAUACCGGGGCCUCUACCGGGAGGACCACCCCAAUCCGGCUGAGGCCUAUGCCAGUGAGGUGAAACGUGUGGUCAGCAGUGCACAGGAGCAGGGCAGGCAGAUUGCCGCAUUCUUCGCUGAGUCUCUGCCCAGUGUGGGCGGGCAGAUCGUUCCCCCUGCUGGCUACUUCCCGGAAGUGGCAGAGCACAUCCGCAAAGCUGGAGGAGUCUUUGUUGCAGACGAGAUUCAAGUGGGCUUUGGCCGAGUAGGCAAGCACUUCUGGGCCUUCCAGCUGCAGGGGGAAGACUUUGUCCCUGACAUUGUCACCAUGGGCAAGUCCAUUGGCAAUGGCCACCCUGUAGCCUGCGUGGCCACAACCCAAGCUGUGGCGAGAGCAUUUGAAGCCACCGGUGUCGAGUACUUCAACACGUUUGGGGGCAACCCAGUGUCCUGUGCAGUGGGGCUGGCCGUCCUGGAUGUCUUAGAGAAGGAACAGCUGCAGGCUCAUGCUGCCUGUGUGGGCAGCUUCCUGAUGGAGCUCCUCCAGCAGCAGAAGGCCAAGCAUCCUAUCAUCGGGGACAUCAGGGGCGUCGGACUUUUUAUUGGUGUGGAUUUGAUCAAAGAUGAGGCCACAAGGAUGCCAGCCACUGAAGAAGCUGACUAUUUGGUAUCCAGGAUGAAGGAAAACUACAUUUUGCUAAGCACUGACGGCCCUGGGAGGAAUGUCCUGAAGUUUAAGCCCCCAAUGUGCUUCAGCCUGGACAACGUACAACAUGUGGUGGCAAAGCUGGAUGCCAUCCUAACAGGUAAGCGUAAAGCCCCGUGUCCAGCUGACCAUGUGCCCAGGACCCAGCCCAGCAGCUACAAUGGUCUAGUGUACUCAGGGGAAGGGGGUGGAACAGCUGAGCUAGGUAUCCUCUGGACAGUGCAGGAAGCAAGGAGCUCAAGUGGAGAGGGGGGUCUUACUGACCCAGGUCACUUCUAUUUCUGCCUGUGCUGGUGGGGCUUCCCAAGCACUGGGGAGGUGGGAGCUGAGCCACUCCCAAGGGCUAUGCAUGCAAAGCUGUGGGCAGGGGUGGCCCCCUAAAUAGGCAAAGUCCCCUCUCUUAGAUGAUCAGAACCACCCCUCCCUGUCCUCCACCUCUGGGCUAUUUCACUUCUGCCCCCAGGGCUCCAGAGCUGAUUGGGAAGUGGUAUAAAACUUGCUGGAUGAGGUGAGGCACACUAGCUUAGGUUUCCUAUAGGAGCCUCUGGUUGAAUCUGGGUCUUGGGAAACUUGAGGGCAGGCUUUAUCCUUUGGGAAUAUUGUUGCUGAUCCUGUGGCUGGUGCCACAUAUAUAUAGGUCAAGUGUGGGGGAUCAUGGCCCUAUCCAGUGAGCCCAACUCCAAACUGCCAUCCAAGAAGCUUAGACACUGAAGGCAGGAGGAGCCUUUAGCAGAAGAGAAAGGUUAACCAGUUUGGGUGGCCAUGGGGUCUUUUUCAGACAUGGAAGAAAAGGUGAGAAGUUGUGAGACACUAAGGCCCCAGCCCUCUGGUAGCCCUGCCCUGUCAUGUCCUUUACUAGG